This is a messenger RNA of Cavenderia fasciculata, 261 nucleotides long. RefSeq lists its product as uncharacterized. Gene Ontology annotation, biological process: kinetochore assembly; resolution of meiotic recombination intermediates; replication fork processing. The transcript has 3 exons. NCBI's taxonomy places the organism in Eukaryota, Evosea, Eumycetozoa, Acytosteliales, Cavenderiaceae. Gene Ontology annotation, cellular component: Fanconi anaemia nuclear complex; FANCM-MHF complex. Bases 1 to 261 code for a protein of 86 amino acids. The record is from RefSeq and is a predicted model, not a curated record.
AUGAAUAAUAAUACGACAACAACAAACAAUGAAUUGUUAGUUAACCCUAAAACAGUCGAGUCAAUUUUAAGACUAGCAAUUAAAGAUAAGAUUAAGAUUUCAAAAGAAUCAACACAAUUAACAGCAGCUUAUUUGGAAUGGAUGAUAGCAGAAUGUUUUAAAAGAAUGACAAAACAAGCAGAGAUCGACGAAGCCAGUGAAAUUGGUUUGGAACAACUUGAAAAGAUCAUGGCACAAUUAUUAAUGGAUUUCAUGAAUUGA